AUGGACAAAGACAAGGACCCCAAUGCAAAGAAGAUGCCAAAGAAGAAAGGCGAGGAUGAAAGGGAGGUGCCAAAGGGGGUGCGGAAGCAGGCGGUGGAAGUGCUGCUGAAGGGCAUUCCGCGUACAGAUUGGCUACAUGACGGCAACAACUUGCUCUAUACGCGAAAGACUGUGACAGCGCUUCAAGAUCUCCGGCAAGAGGUCGAGGUUCCUCCAUCGAAACCUGGCGGAAGGCCUUUCCCGCUGACUUUGGAGGUGAGGUUCGAGGACCGUGAGAUCGAUCUUGCGUGGCUGCACGCACCGAAGGCGGACAAAAGCCUGGAUCCCGCGGAAGCUAUGGCGUCGAUGUCAGAACACCGACGCUUCGUGCAGGUGGCCAUCCGAACACUCGCGCAAGAGAGGGAGGAACUUAUUGCGCAAGGCCGCAAAGUCAUUUGCGCCGACCGCCGUCUGGUCUGCGACGCCGUGCCCUUGAAAUACGGCCGCGAGAUGUGGUUCGGCUACAUUGGCCAGGUGGAGAUCGUGAAUGGCGGGCCUGGGGUUGGUGGCCGACUCAACCCCGCACGCGCGACCUUGAGCUUGAACCUCGUGGCAUCUGUGGGUCUUCCCGACAUGUCGGUCAUUGACCUGCUGGGGAAGCUGGGCGCCAAAAAGCCUGGAGAGUGGUGGAGUGAGGAGGAAUGCAAAAAGGAUGUCGUCUGGAAUUAUUGGAACAGGCAGUACCAAACCUUGCGCGACUCACUUCAUGGAGAGCUCGGCCUGCGAAGGCUGAGAGUCAGAGCGGAAUACGGCGAGGUGAAGGUCAAGGGCAAGUUGGUGUAUGGGCUGACCGACAAGCCAGCGAAGAGUUAUCAGUUCGAAUGCGAAGAGAUGGGUGGCAAGGUGGACGUCGCCGCCUAUUUCAAGCAUAAGCACGGCCUGACCCUGCAAUAUCCUGAUCUUCCGUGUGUCCAGCUGGGAAACGCGCGAAACUGCAUUCCCAUGGAGUACAUCCAUGUCAUGGGUGGUGAGCACAAUCUGGCAGUGGGAAAGCUGCGGCCGGAAUUCCAGCAGGAGGUGACGCGCAGGACUGCCAUGCCGCCCUCCCAGCGGCGAGACCAGAUCAUGCAAGCCCUGAACAACACACAGCUAGGCCCUUCUGCCGCCCUGAAGCCAAAGGGAAUCGAUGUGGCCUUCGAGAUGCUCGCCGUUACCGGCCGGGUCUUGGAGACGCCAAAGCUGAAAGAUGGCUACGGCGCCGCCAUGAGAGAGUCCACGAACUACUCCAACAACUUCAAGAGCCUCGCGCCCCCGAAGUUCCAAGUUUCGUGGGGCCUCUGGACCUUCACGACGGGUCACAGUCCCAGUGAGAGUCACAUCAAAUGGUUCGCGGAUCAGUUGACGAAGCGGUGCUACCAGAAGGGCCUGAACUUUUCAGACGCGAAGUUUGUGGAGUGGCCAGAGGAGGCCUUCAACUCCUACUUCCGUUGCCACAAGAGCAGGGAGGCGUUCUCUCCGGACAUGGGCAAUGCGAUCCGAAAAGAUCUGAAGAGAGUGGCGGACGCCCACAAGGACCUCAAGCUGCUGGUUAUCCUGCUGGACAACAGUGAGGCAAUUACAGACCACCUCUAUAAGCUGGUCAAGCUUAUCACAGAGACCGAGAUGGGCACCUUCACCACACAGUUCGUCAAUUGCAAGAAGGGCAUUGAGGACGCAGAGAAGAAGCUCAACAACCUCAUGUUGAAGAUCACCCCAAAACUCCCGGAAAUGCCGACUGGCUGUCGGGCGGCUCACAACGUGGCACUCUCGGAGCCGCACCCGCUUCUCAGGAAGGAGGAGGCUACCAUGAUCAUGGGUGCUGACGUGACCCACAAGGUUGCCGGUAUCAGUGUGGCCGGAGUUGUGGGUUCCGUGGAUUCAAGCUACGCAUCUUACUUCCACCAGAUCCGCGGCCAAUCGCCAUACACGCUCAAUACGCUCAAGCAAAGACAUCGCCAAAGCGAAGAGCGUAUCAUUGACUUGACCAGUAUGACAUGCAACAUUCUGGAGAAGUGGAAAAGCAUGAACAACAAGCUUCCAGAGACGAUCAUCUACUACCGCGACGGCGUCUCUGACGGACAGUUCAUCAACGUGCUGAAGCGGGAGCUUAACUUGCUGGAUGAUGCCUUCAAGAAGAUCAGCACCACCUACGACCCGAAGCUGGUGAUCAUUGUGGGCCAGAAGCGCCACCAGACGCGGCUCUGGAUGCAGGAUGGCGGCCUUCAAGAGGACAAGGGCAAGGGAAAAGGAAAGGACAAGGGGAAGGACGACAAAGGCAAAGGCAAGGGCAAAGGAAAGGACACUGCGCAGGUUCCUCCUGGCACCGUGGCCAGCGAGGGCAUAGCCCAGCCAUCGCAUUUGAACUUCUUCCUGGUCUCACAGCUAGGUAUUCAAGGCACGUCAGUGCCUUGCCACUACCACAUCCUGCACAUGGACAAGCGCCUCGUGAAGAAAGGAAUCACUGUGGAUGACUUUGAAACCAUCACAUUCCAGCUGUGCCACAUGUACUCGCGAGCCGACAAAUCCGUGGGCUAUGCGACGCCGGCUUACAUGGCCGACCAUGUUUGUGAGCGCGGCAAGCACUACCUCGAGGCGAACUUCGGGUCCUCGGACGUGAUGAGCACCCACGGUUCCUCCAUGAGCGAGGAGAAGCAGGAUGAGAACCUGCGAAAGCAGAUUGAGGAAAGAACGAGCUGGCUGAACGAUCGCGCAGCGCAGAGUUCCCGCCUGAAGCUCAAUGGGCUUCAGCUGUACUGCUGA
Molecule: messenger RNA, 2778 nt
Organism: Symbiodinium sp. CCMP2456
Lineage: Eukaryota; Dinophyceae; Suessiales; Symbiodiniaceae
Source: the annotation of a GenBank genome assembly